Cephus cinctus (wheat stem sawfly) is the source of this 616-nucleotide messenger RNA. RefSeq lists its product as uncharacterized. The record is from RefSeq and is a predicted model, not a curated record. The coding region runs from base 26 to 331 and encodes 101 amino acids. The transcript is spliced from 2 exons. Lineage: Eukaryota; Metazoa; Arthropoda; Insecta; Hymenoptera; Cephidae.
CCACCUACUUUCAGCACAAGGUAGGAUGGAGCAGGGAAGGCAAAUCAGUCUCCAGAUACACACCAGAGCGCAUAGUUCAGGCUGGAAUAGCUCCUCACAAAUUGCAUCGCGCGGCGGCUAUCAUUCUCACGGGAGUUCCACGUACUGUUAUCCAUCGCCGUUUGCGCACGGCCACCACCUCAUCACCGCCCUGGGCUAUGACCACGGCCCUGUGGUCCACAUAGGAGCUGAUACAAGCUAUACAAUCCAAUGGGUUAUACGCAUGCAGGACGCUCUAUUCACAGCGUACGCACACCCCGCUGCCUAUCGGUAUGGUGACAUCAACCAAUAAAUAAUGCAGUACUGCCGGGGUGUACUGUACCCUGGUUUCUGGGUCCUGCAUGCGCAUGCAGCAGUAGCAUAAUUUCACAGGGCCGCGGACAUAUAGGCAGCCGUAAAAGCACUGGCUACCGUGGAGGGGCUCGAAAAACUCAUUCAGAGGCGACCGAAUACCGUCGAGUAGGGGCCCCUCGAAUGGACCCUCCAUCCCAAAGGGCGGUGUAUCAGGUCUCUUCGGUGGCAUCGUCUGUAAAAAUGUCAGUUUCUUUAAUAAAUCUGUUUAAAGCAAAUAAAAAAA